This is a messenger RNA of Silurus meridionalis, 1693 nucleotides long. RefSeq lists its product as uncharacterized. The record is from RefSeq and is a predicted model, not a curated record. Gene Ontology annotation, biological process: regulation of glutamate receptor signaling pathway. The coding region runs from base 1 to 1380 and encodes 459 amino acids. The transcript is spliced from 12 exons. NCBI's taxonomy places the organism in Eukaryota, Metazoa, Chordata, Actinopteri, Siluriformes, Siluridae.
AUGUACGAGAUGCCUGCAGAUCUCAAAGACUAUGUAGGUCAGCACCACAUGCCACGCCCUAUCGGGUUUAAAAAGAAGGAGCCAGAGAUCAAACCUUACACAUCUGCUUUACUGCAUCCUGUAUCAGCGUCUCAUCCUUCCAGUUCCCAGUGUGUGUGUGUGUUUUCAGUAGACAUGGAAGCCAGAUUUGUGGUGUUGCUUGUGCUCCUCUGUGCUGUUGGCCAUUUCACUGAAGCCCAGAUCCUCCCAUCAUCAGCGCUCAAUAGCAACAUCACUCGUACCGGGUGUGGCAGCAGCAAGCUGUGUGUGUCCAAUCCAUUUAAGUGCACACCUUCAACCACCUCCAGCUGCUUUUUCAGCUCCACACAGCUCACUAAUGCAGUACUGACCGUGGAACUCACCGGGCUGGUAACAGGAUACGUGGCGUUGGGACUGAACCCCUCCAACAACGAAACCCAGCAAUUAAUGGGACCCGUGGUGUUCGUCUGUGGCAACAAUAACAGCAAUUUCUUCUUCGAAACAGCUAACCAGUCCGGCCCAGUGCUGACUCCUAAUGUUGUGACCACAAAUGUAACUAGUGUUCAGGGUUCAAUCACAGGAAACCUCAUCCAGUGUACCUUCAACAUCAGCUUCAACUCCACCCUCCUCACUGCUGCAGGUCAACUGCCUUACAAUGUCUCCAUCUUCAAUGGAACCACAAACGGAACCGCCCUGGGAAAUGCAACUACAGUGUUUCAAUCCUUCAAAUUCCUGAACCUGGCAAAUGCCAUGAGCAACAUUCCAGCUGCAGCGACGUUCAACAUCAAUCGUACCGGCUGUGGCGUCAGUAAGCUGUGCAUCGCGACCGGACCGAAUUGCGACCCUUCAGUGAGCUCCAGCUGCUUUUUCACCUCCAUUCAAGCCACCAGCCAGAACUUCUUGUUUGAGCUGAGCGGCACGACGUCUGGAUUCGUGGCACUGGGACUCACUCAGCAGGGAUCCAAUGUUGUGUUUGUCUGCGCUAACAACAACAGUUUUAACAACAUCGAGUACUUCUUCCUUCCGGCUACGAAAGUGGGCAAACGUUUGUUACCUGUGAAUGUGGACACUGUUUACAGCAACCAAGGCGUAGUGUCAGAAAACAAGAGUCUCAUCCAGUGCAUCUUCAACACCAGCUCCAGUUUCUCCAACGUCAGCAUCAAAGCCGACUCUGUCUUCACUGUCACCCUCAUGAACGGAAGCACCAGCGGAAGCACUCUGGGAGAUCCAGACACACAACUGGAGCUUAGAGUAGACAUCUCCAACGUCACCGCCCUGAACAACAGCAACCGCCACGUCAUCAGCCUCUGGACCAGCGUAUUAGUGCUGCUGAUCAGCGCGCUGACUCUCCGCUUCAUCUAGAAACCUCCUGAUGUCAUAUGAAGAUGUGAAAUGAUAAUUGUGUGUGUGUGUGUGUGUGUGUGUGUGCACGUAUAUGAAGCCAUGGUUAAUGAAUUGGCGGAACAUGACAUCAUGCCUGUUUUUAUUUUUGAUCAAAGCUCCGAUUUUCAUACGUUCUGAUUCGUUAAAAGUAAGUUGCAGGUUUUCUUCACUUGAAAUGAUUUAGAUAUGAUUAUUAAACUGUACACAAUGCUCCAUUCUGCCUUCAUGUAAAGUUGAAAUCAGAGGACAUGCAUUAAUGAUAAUGUGUUAAUUAAAAGUCUACUUUCCACAA